Molecule: messenger RNA, 4746 nt
Organism: Stegodyphus dumicola
Lineage: Eukaryota; Metazoa; Arthropoda; Arachnida; Araneae; Eresidae
Biological process (GO): regulation of DNA-templated transcription
Molecular function (GO): DNA-binding transcription factor activity, RNA polymerase II-specific; RNA polymerase II cis-regulatory region sequence-specific DNA binding
Source: RefSeq, a predicted model, not a curated record
ACACGGUCGAUUAACUGUGUUCCCAACCCGAAUGUAAUUCACGUGCUCUGUGUCGUGCGAAUUGUAAUCACUUUGAUCGUCUCCGCCGUGUAGCACCAUGCCGCGUGCUUUCCUCAUCAAAAAGAAACAGCAGUGUGCCCGGAGUGGAAUACCUCUGUCCAGGGCGAAUUGGUCAGAUGAAGAUACUAAUGAUGCUGGCAUUAUGGAUAAUUCGAGCUUCCAACCUCAGUUUGUACCUCUUACCGUUGUGUCAACAGAUACGAAAGGCCCUUUUGACUUAAGUAUGAAACCGAAAACGCUUGACGAAAAUUCCAGUGAUAGUGAAAUGCUACGUGUGUCUCCCAAGCCAACGGUGGACCAUUCUCCUCAUCCUCCAGCAACAAUCAUUGCACCUAAACCAAUAAAGCCGACUCCAAAGACAGCAGAGGAAAUGGCUGCUACCAGACCCCAUUGGCAGCGGCAAAUGAUGCAAUCGUAUCUUCCAUUAAACUACCCAAUUUACUCAUAUCCUCGAAGGCCAACUGAAGUCUAUCCUUAUAACAGUGGUUACACUCACAGUCAGAAUACCUUAGUGCCUCCACCACUAGUGCCUUUAAGUUCAGCGUCUGCCAAUUCCGAUAGAUAUUCUCCUUCUAGAGAAAGAUACGAGGUUGUACCACAUAGGAAUGUGUCCCCAACUAUGCUUGCGUCAGGUAGUCCGUCGCCUCCAUCUGUUUAUCUCGGCUGGUAUUCCGAUGGACAAGAUUCUGGACUUGCAUCUUCGCCCAGUCCCAGUUCUGAAGACGGUGAGAUGAUAUCAAAAGCGAACCCUACCCGCUACCAAUGUCCGGACUGUAAUAAAAGCUAUUCUACUUACAGUGGACUAUCUAAGCAUCGGUUGAUGCAUUGCGCCACACAUGCCAAGAAAUCUUUCUGUUGCAAAUACUGUGACAAAGUUUACGUAUCUUUAGGAGCCCUUAAGAUGCAUAUCAGGACGCACACUUUGCCUUGUAAAUGCAAACUGUGCGGAAAGGCCUUUUCUCGUCCUUGGCUGUUACAAGGGCAUAUUCGCACCCACACGGGCGAGAAACCUUUCUCGUGUCAACAUUGUAGCAGGGCAUUCGCGGACAGGUCUAACCUCAGGGCUCACCUUCAGACACAUUCAGAAGUCAAGAAAUACAGAUGCAAGACGUGUAGCAAAACCUUCUCUAGAAUGUCCUUAUUGCUCAAGCACGAAGACGGUGGUUGCGCGGGUGUUGUGCCUCAACAGCAAACGCCUGCCAAUUAAAGAGACUCCAUGAAAUAUAGAAUGAAAAAUGCAUGCCAAGUGAUUGUAGUAAUCAUUGUUCAGUUUAUCUUUGAAACUAGAAUCUCUAUUAAGGAAUUUUUAUUAUUAAAAUAUUCACCCAUAUUUUGUAACUGGUAUUUGAAAUGGAAUGUUAUGGAUGUAAAAUCCUUGUUUGAUAGUCUAAAAGUUUUGUAAAUUGUUUCUAUUUGCUCCAUUCUUGUUUAUAAUUUAAAAAAUGUAAUUAUAAUGAGCAAGCUGCGAAACCUUUAAAUCGGUAUCAAAGUCUAACGAGUUCUUAACAAUAUUAAAUCAUAUGCUAUCUCUACAUAAUAAUAUUAUAAUAUAUUUUCUAAAUUCCUAUCUAUGAAAAUUAAAUUCUUUCUUCCAUUACGUGAAUUUCCACUAAUUUCCAUUUCAAAUGAAUAACUAGUUUAUUAUUAUUAUUAUUAUUAUUAUUAUUUUGAGUGGAAUAUAUAUUUAUAUGUAAAUUGAUUUGAUUUAUUAUAUUGCACAUUUUGUAGAGCAUUUAGAUUGUGAAUUAUUUUUAAUAGGUUUUUGAAAAGAAAAUUUCAAAAUGUGCGAGAAUUUAUGAUGCAUGCUUGUUUGAAUGAAUGGUUAGAAUUAUGUUUAUAUCAAAUGUGAGAUACUACUAGUCUUUAUAGCUAGAAUUAGGAAGACAUUUCAGAAUAAUGCAUUUGAAUCUGCCAUAUUUAAGUAUUCUGUUAGCCUUAUUUUUUGUUUCUCCAAGCCAAAUUACUUUUUCAUGGACAGCAGAAUGAUUCAAUGUUUAAGCUUUAAAAAUGUCAACUUAAUUCAUCAAAAAUGUUAAAUAUAUGUAAAAUUUUGAUAAUGCAUUAUGUAAUUAAUAUUAUUAUAAUUUUAAAUUAACUCUUUGGUAGGCGAUUGUCAACAGUGUUUCAAGUGCAUACAUGUUAGUAUAUAACAAGAUGAAGUACUGCCUAUGAGAAAUGAGAGAAAAGUGUUGAACAUUUUGUGUUUGAAUCAUAUUUCCAAGGAAAAAUUACAUUAAAAAAAUUUUGUUUUAAUAUUAAGCUAAAGAAGCAAAAAAAUAAGUACGAAUAUAAUUUACUUUGUUUAAAAUGCUUUUCCAAAAACCAUAUUAAUUUAAUAAAAAUUGCCCAGGCAUUUAAAAAAAUGUUUUAAAUCAAUUUAUCCUAUUAUUUAAUUUCCGUAAUAAAAUAAACAUACUUAUUUUUUACCACAAGGCUGUUAUUUUUAGAGCAUUUAAGUUUUAAUGAAACUGUUUCGACUUUUAUCUUAAAUGCAAGUUGUUUUAUUUUCCCUUGAAAAACGCAUUGUCUUAUAUGCAUUUUACAGUACUCCAAUCAAUACUGCACUUUAAAUUAUAUUAGCAGAAUCAAAUACCAGUUCAACUUUUCACGCAGAAGUAAGAUACAAAUUUCCUUUAAAAAUGAUACAAAAUGCCUUUAACAGCUUUCUGUGUAAUCAGGUUUGUUGAAGGAAACCUUAAGUUUCCCAUAAGUUGAGCUUCUGCUUAUUUUUAUUUUUUAAAAUAAAAGCAAAUCGCGUUCAUAAUGAAUAGCAUGAAAAGUGGAAAGAAAUUGUAUUAAAAUGAAUCGAAGUUUUCCCAGCAGGGGGGGGGGAAUGCUUUGGAGCGAGAGGACAGCCAUCCAGGCCCGUCUUCCAUAAAGCAUUUAUCUGUAUGCUAAUCCUCUUGCUCUACCCACCUGUUCCAGUUUUCCUGCCACCAGUAGCGUCGGAAGGUCGUUGAUGUGUUGUUUGUGGUCCAGGAGGCGUCACCGAUCUGCCUUGCACCUGUUGCCCAGGAAUGUUCCAACGAAGGUGGUUCAAGGUUCAGCCACCGACUUGUUGUCUUUGACUUUUCUUUAAUUAAGAUUCCCUGCAGCAAUGCAGGUUUUCAUUUUCCCCUCUUGUAACUUUCUUCCCGAGCACAGUGACCUAAAUCAGCCGACUUAAAGAUAAAAUUGAAAAAUUAACUUGAAACUUCUCACCUGGCGUCAAAUAGUUUAAGGUAGCCAUUGUUUUAUCUUAAACCAUUCUUUCUUGAUUUUCUUUCUCUCGUGAGUAGUUGUUAAAAGUCCAUGCUUUCGCGUAUUCGAUCCUGAGAGAUUUAUGAGGGUUGUGUUAGCUGAAAGUUUGAAGUAAAACCUUUUCUUUUUCGUAUCUUUUAACGUUUAAAGAACCCUUCCAUUUUAAAUAGUAUUCAUUUCAAAACCAUUAAUUUUAUAUUAAAAAAUAUAUUAAACGAAAAUUUUACCUGUGAAGAAAAUUGAAGUUAAUGCGAAAUAUGCUGGGAAUUAAUUAUAGGACCGCUGAAGGAUAUUUAUUUCAUUUUUCAGGUUUGUCUUAAUACAAAUUUUAAUAACUAAUUUUCACAACUCUUGAAUUACAUCCAAAAACUCUUUUAUUUUAAAAACUCUUUUAUAAUGAUUCCAAUUAAAAAAUAGAAUUAAUAUGGAAUACCUGCAAUCCUUUUGAAUUUCAAUUAUUUCACGCAAAUUGAAAUGUUUAAUUAAUAUGUAAUACUUAUACAAAAUCAUCUGUCAUAUUUGCUCAAUGAAAUACAGAUACCUCAAAGAGAAAAAUUUGGUGCAGAAUGUUUUAAAAUUACUUUUCUGAGUUUAAAUUGCAUUGAUAAUUAAAUAUUCCAAUAUUUUGUUUAGCAAAUAAGUCCUUUUCUAAUUUUUAGUUAAAAGCCUUUUCCUUGUACAAUCUUUUAGUCAUCUUCUAGAAAUUUCAGGUAAUGUGCUAUUGUAAAUCAAACAAGCAAUAAUUAUUGUUGAUAUGAGCUUGAGAUUUAUUUUCGGAAAGCAUUAUUUAUAUAUAAUAUGCCAUAUGCCUUAGCACUUAAUUCUUUGUGCCAUGUUUAUUUGAGUCGAUAGAUUUCAAUAUUAAAAAUAAUAUCUUCUGUGAAUUAGAAAACAACUCGUUUUGUAUAUAUGUGUUUUAUGUUGUAAAUGUUUAAGAAGCUAGUCAAAUAUAUAUAUUUAUAUAUAUAUAUAUAUACAUAUUUAUAUAUAGUUCGCAAAACGUUACUUUAUUAUGUGCUUCAGUAUCCUGAUUUGAGUGAAUUCAACCAAUCCCGUGCCAUCAAGUACAUUCCUGCCAAGCAUAUUAUGCUGCAUGCAAAGCACUUCUCAUAUUUGUAGUCAUCAGUCCAGCAUUUUUUUGUACUUACACAAAUCUUUUUUUCAGUAAAAACAAUAAUUCUUGCAACUGCAGCGUGGGUUAGAAAUAAAUGACAGUUUUAAAAAUUUUGGAAACCCAUUUUUUACAUUAUUGAAAUAUAACUUUUUGCUGUUCGAUUCAUAUAAAUUAUUUUUAAAUUAACGAUAAUUAAUUGUUGCUGUUUCUCAAUUAAUAGUUUUUUUUCCAGAAACUGUAAAAAUAAAUUUUAAAUUAACUAGUUUUUCAGUAUAAAAUGGUUUUAGUUAUAUACGAUUAUAUUAUUAUAAUUAUUUCAUAUUUAAAUAUAA